UCAUGCAUUUGUUUCUGUGGUGAACUGAUGAAUCUGGUUUAAUGUGAGCUUGAUUUGACUCUCAAACAGCUGAUUGUUGUGAGAAGAGCAUCAGUCUCUCAGCUGCUGCAGGAGGAUCUGUGAACAUCAGCUGCAAAUACCCACAAUCCCACAGGACUGAUGUGAAGUUUGUCUGCAGGAGAUCUGGAUCUGAUCUCUGUGCUGAACAGACAACUGUGAUGAAGAGCAGAACAUGGACCGCUGCGGGACAGAUCCAGCUGUAUGAUGACAGACAGCAGCAGCUCCUGACGGGAUCCAUCAAUGUGACUCGACAACAUUCAGCUGAAUACUGGUGUGGAGUUCAGUCUGGUGAAGGACACAAGAGCUUCAUCACACGAGUCCUCAUCAGCGUUACAGAAACAGCUGUACCACCACCAUCAUUAUCAUCAUCAUCAUCAUCAACACCAUCAUCAUCAUCAUCAGCAGGUUUAUCUCUGAUCAUUCCUCUGGUUCUGGUUCUUCUGCUUCUGAUCAUCGUUUGUCUCUUAGUACUGUUUUUUUCCUGUAAGAAGCAUCAGUCUCGAGGCGGUAAAUCGUCAUCUCAGGCUGGAGCAGCAAAACAUGGAGUGGUUUCUCACACUGGUUGUGAUUAUGAAGAGAUUGAAGACACUCACAAACAAUUACCCACAAACCCUUCUGAUUCUUCUAACACUGUUUAUGCCACUGCUCAAUUACCCACAAACCCCUCUGAUUCUUCUAACACCGUUUAUGCCACUGCUCAAUUACCCACAAACCCCUCUGAUUCUUCUAACACUGUUUACACUACAGCUCAGAAAGCCACUGGUGACUCUCAGAUCUUGAUCACAUCUGCUGAGGAUCUGAAUUACAGCGUGGUGAAUUUCCACAAGAAAGCAGACUGUCCUGACAGUGUCAGAUUGAGGAAUAAUCAGGAUUACAGUGAAUACGCGGCUGUCAAUCAUCUCACUGCCUGACGAGCCACAGCAGAGGAUGUCAAUGAACUAAAAGAUUUUUGUUAUUUUUGUGGUUUACCCUUGAGUUUUUGGUCAGUGUUUGAUGUAAAUAAGUACUGAAUAUUAAAGCAGAAUAUGCAGCUGUGAUCAGUUAGUUUGGUUAACGUUAAACUACACGCCUGGUCACCAGCGGUUCUUAUUAAACUUUUAUUAAGUCUCAGUGUAUAAAAGCUCACAAACUUUUACACAUGCAGCAACUAUUGCUUUUUUCUCAGUGCUCAUUUUAAAAGCUUGAUAACUUAGAAAAGAAAUGUUAAUAUCUAAUAUUUAAUAUACCAAAUAUGAUAUGAAUGGACUAUGUCAAGUCACCUUUAUUUAUAUAGCGCUUUUAACAAUGCAGAUUGUGUCAGAGCACUUAACAGUAUCAAAUUGGAGGAUAGAGUGUCAGUAAUAUAUAAUGAUAAGAUUAAACACUCAAUUUUCAGUUAAAGGCAUUUCAUUAUUGAAUUCAGAGAUGUCAUUGUCUAGCUCAGUUUAGUUUAAAUAUUAUCUGUGCAAUCAAAUCAGCGAUAAUCGCUAGAAAUUAAGUGUCCCCAACUGAGCAAGCCAGAGGCGACAGCGGCAAGGAACCAAAACUCCCUCUGUGACAGAAUGGAGAAAAAAACCUUGGGAGAAACCAGACUCAGUCGGGGGGCCAGUUCUCCUCUGACCAGACGAAACCCGCAGUUCAAAAGUUUAUAUUUCUAUUUUAAUUUUGUUGCAAUUUCUAACAAUAGUAGUAUUAUGUAGUUAGGUACCGUAUUGACCCGAAUAUAAGACAAUGUUUUUUUCUUGGAAAUACAUCUGAAAAAACGCGGUCGUCUUAUAUUUGGGGUCUAGACUUUGACAUGUCAGUAAUAAUUUUUUUUUUUUUUUUUUUUCUUUUCUUAAAGAUUGCGCCGCAGAUGGCAGCCAUGGUUUGUCGGUGCUUGGUACUUGUUCUUUUUUUGUUUGUUUGUCCUGUCUUAAGCAACUUUUUCCCGAUCAGCUUUACUAGAAACGAACUCCUGGACAUCAGAAACGGCACACCAAAUAACUUUCUGCCUACAUUUGAGCAUUCAGACCUUUUACUGGACAUUUUAAUCGGAGGAGCUGCGUUCCUAUACAAGCGCUCCAGGCGACCCAGGCGAGGGAAGCGCGCCGGCGCGCUCGUGAAACUCCGACAGCGGGGGUUUAGGACUCCACUGCCGAGCAUUCAUCUGGCGAAUCUCCGCUCCCUGGCAAAUAAAUCAGACGAACUACA
This is a messenger RNA of Onychostoma macrolepis, 2232 nucleotides long. RefSeq lists its product as uncharacterized. Lineage: Eukaryota; Metazoa; Chordata; Actinopteri; Cypriniformes; Cyprinidae. The record is from RefSeq and is a predicted model, not a curated record. The coding region runs from base 219 to 971 and encodes 250 amino acids. The transcript is spliced from 5 exons.